UCAUUUAACCUCAGCAGUCUUUGGAUUAAAAGCAUGUCGCAGCCAGCAAAUGACAUCGGAAGUGCAGGGCUUGAAGUUGAAAACGCUGAUAUGAGCAGCUGUGAAAUUGCUGCCAAUGACAUUGUUAAACUGACCCACGGCAAGCUCUCCACAGAGGAGGUUUCUGCGUCGGUGGUGUGCCCUUCUUGUGGGGCAGUCUCUCUGUUUAUUGGAAUAACAAGAAACAGUUUUGAAGGGAAAAAGGUUGUUGAGUUGGAAUAUGAAGCCUACAUCCCAAUGGCUCAGUCGGAGAUGAAGAAGAUCUGCUGGGACGUGAGGCGGAAAUGGCUAUCAGUAAAACACAUUGCCAUUCAUCACAGACUAGGGGUGGUCCCGGUAUCUGAAGCAAGUGUCAUAAUAGCCAUUUCCUCGCCUCACAGAAGUGAAUCUCUUGAAGCAGUAAAAUACUGCAUAGAUACACUAAAAGCAACUGUUCCAAUAUGGAAGAAAGAAAUUUAUGAAACUGAGGACUGUUCUUGGAAGGAAAACAAGGAGUGCAGGUGGGCAGGGAGCAGAGAGAAAUAAUACUGGAACACUGCACGAGGAAGCAGAGGGAACAGAAAUAAUACUGGAACACUGCACAAUGAAACAGAAAUAAUACUGGAACACUGCACGAGGAAGCAGAGGGAACAGAAAUAAUACUGGAACACUGCACAAUGAAACAGAAAUAAUACUGGAACACUGCACAAUGAAACAGAAAUAAUACUGGAACACUGCACGAGGAAGCAGAGGGAACAGAAAUAAUACUGGAACACUGCACAAGGAAACAGAAAUGAUACUGGAACACUGCACUAGGAAAGCAGAGGCUGCUUCAACCCCAGUUCAGUGAGACGUCACUCAAGCCAGACGUGCUUUGCUACUUCUUAAAUUCAGUUGUUUUCAGUGUCAUUUCUCAGAGUGCAAUACACUGACCUUUCGUCUCUAAAUACGUGCAGUUCAUUGAAUUACAACAAUAACAACAACUUUGUAGCGAUUAUGGACACCACUGUUUUGUUUGCUCAAUUUUGUUUGCCACCAUUAAUAUAGCAGAUCCAUGAGUAACCAGGCUUCUGUGAGCUGCAUUUAUCUUCUUUGAGAUUGGAAUUAGAAUCACUUUGUAUCUGAAUUGUGAGAUCAAUGUUUUUGCACUGCGGGCUGAAUUGUUUGGAAUCGCUUUGUAUCUGAAUCGUGAGAUCAGUGUUUUUGCACUGCGGGCUGAAUUGUUUUUGUCAUGCACUGCCAGUGCUGCAGACAUGUGUCCAUCUUUAUCUUUUAUUUUAAUUGAACUUUAAUUUAAAAAAAAAAAUCUAAUUUUUGGAAGUCAGUAUUUUUGAUGGUAGAUGGAAUGAUGGAUCAAAGCUGUGUAAUUAAAUAAGGAUGAUAUAUUUGAUGGUGGUAAGUAAUGGAAUUUUUGAAAUGAAAUUUGCGGACCUGUUUAAACAUUAAAUAAACCCAAGUAGACAAUAUUUCAAGCACUAUAAAAGCCUAAAAAUAGUGGUACUUGCUUCCUUAUUAAAACCACAGUGCUGUAAUUUGUUAAAGGCAAGCAUGCAACAUCCCCUAGUAGUUGCUGCAAACAUUCUCUGUCUGGUGUGGACUUGCCCAUACAUUGAGACUGCACGUUGUGCAUCCACUGAAUUGGUUGGACGUGCAAGGCAAAGCUUUGCCAAGUUAUACAUAUGUGGAAAUUGAUUAGAAACAGUCCCAAAACUCAGUUACCCAAGGGCAUCUGCAUGCUUUCAUAGAGGCAAUAUAUGCAGCACUUUCGUUGUCAUGUUAUUUGUCCCAUUCAAUAAUUAAUUUUAUCAGUACCGAGUCAAAACAAAGAGAAUGUGCCUAUUCGGGUCUAAAAUUCUAACUGUGUUUUAAAAAUUAAGCAGCAGGUUGUUUGAAGCGAGGUGGCUGUACUAGAUCGUAUCUGUAGUAUUGAUUUAACUUGGCUACAACCGACAGGAAUACUUUUUGUCUGCGCUGACUUUCCAGUUUGUUUUCUGAAAGCUGUUUAUUUUACAUUCUGUUCAUCACACCCUGUAGUAGCCUUUCGUUUUUAAUGUGUGAUUCUGAAGCUAAAUAGCGAUCGAUCGUAUUUUCUCCAGACACAUUACAAGAUGUGUAAAACAAUUACCUCCAUCUGCUUGUACAGUUUCUUUGGGAAAUAUACUUCAAAAUAUACUUUGCUUUUUUUGCUUUGUCGUCCAUUUCUGGUAUUUUACCUCCAAUGUUUAAAACCAGAUUUUAUCAACCCAAAUCAAAACAAUGCAGCACUGCCUUUGUCCCACCCCCACUGCGCUGACUCGGGAGGGCGAAGACGAACACAACACUGUCAGCCGACCACUUUUUUUCACACUGCGGACUCACCAUGCAGCCACCCAAGAGCUACAGCGUCGGAGGACAACGCAGCUCUCGGGCAGCUUACAGGCAAGCCCGCAGGCGCUCGGCCAGACUACAGGGGUCGCUGGUGCGCCGAGGAAACCCUGGCUGACCUAACCCUCCCUCCCCCUGGGUGACGCUCGGCCAAAUGAGCGCUGCCCCCUGGAGGAUCCCGACCUCGGUCGGCAAAGGAAUAGCCUGGACUCGAACUCGCGACGUCCAGACUAAUAGAGCGCAUCCUGCACUCCACGUGGAGCGCCUUUUCCUGGAUGCGCCAUUCGGGAGCCCAGGCUCCCUGUUAUUUUAAUAUGUUUUUAUUUGUGGCAGAUAAUGUCUGUAUUGUGUUUUUUUGUUAUGUACAGUGCUUUUGUGAUACUUCGGUAUGAAAAGUGCUAUAUAAAUGUAAUAAAUAAAUGAAUAGGA
Molecule: messenger RNA, 2811 nt
Organism: Acipenser ruthenus (sterlet)
Lineage: Eukaryota; Metazoa; Chordata; Actinopteri; Acipenseriformes; Acipenseridae
Product: molybdopterin synthase catalytic subunit-like
Exons: 5
Coding region: 34-564 (176 amino acids)
Biological process (GO): Mo-molybdopterin cofactor biosynthetic process
Cellular component (GO): cytosol
Molecular function (GO): molybdopterin synthase activity
Source: RefSeq, a predicted model, not a curated record